Messenger RNA from Haemorhous mexicanus (house finch), 6266 nucleotides. It is a transcript of the gene KCNG3, whose product is annotated as potassium voltage-gated channel modifier subfamily G member 3. The transcript is spliced from 2 exons. Gene Ontology annotation, molecular function: delayed rectifier potassium channel activity; protein binding. Gene Ontology annotation, cellular component: voltage-gated potassium channel complex; membrane. Bases 98 to 1387 code for a protein of 429 amino acids. Gene Ontology annotation, biological process: potassium ion transmembrane transport; protein homooligomerization. NCBI's taxonomy places the organism in Eukaryota, Metazoa, Chordata, Aves, Passeriformes, Fringillidae. The record is from RefSeq and is a predicted model, not a curated record.
GCAGAGCCGGAGCCGGGGCAGCCGCUGCCGCCCGCGCUGCCCCCCGCCUCGCCGCCCUGCCCUGCCCGCCGUUCCCCUCCUCCGUCCCGCCCAAGCCAUGAACUUUGGCCGCGGUCCCUCGGUGGUGUUGAACGUCGGGGGCACCCGGUACUCCUUCUCCCGGGAGGUGCUGAAGGAUUUCCCGCUGCGCCGGGUGAGCCGCCUGCACGGCUGCCUCUCGGAGCAGGACGUUCUGGAGGUGUGCGACGACUACGACCGGGAGCGGAACGAGUACUUCUUCGACAGGCACUCGGAGGCCUUCGGCUUCAUCAUGCUGUACGUCCGGCACGGCCACCUGCGCUUCGUGCCGCACAUGUGCGAGCUCUCCUUCUACAACGAGAUGAUCUACUGGGGGCUGGAGGGCUCCCACCUCGACUACUGCUGCCAGCGCCGCCUCGACGACCGCAUGUCCGAGACGUGCACCUACUACGCGGCGGAGGAGCCGAAUGGCGGCCCCGAGGGCAAGGGCCGGCGGCCACCGGGACCCGAGGGCAGGAAGUGGCUCGAGAGGAUGAGGAGGACUUUUGAGGAGCCCACGUCUUCCGUGGCCGCCCAGGUCCUGGCCACCGUCUCCAUCCUCUUCGUCAUUGUGUCCAUGGUGGUGCUGUGCGCCAGCACCUUGCCCGAGUGGCGGGCGCCGGAGAAUCGCAGCGUGGAGGAGCAGAGCAGGUACACAGCAGAGUCAGUGAGGGAGCCCUCAGGGAUAAUUGAAGCUAUCUGCAUAGGCUGGUUUACUGCAGAAUGCAUUGUGAGGUUCAUCGUCUCCAAAAACAAGUGUGAGUUUGUCAGAAGACCUCUCAACAUCAUUGAUUUGCUGGCAAUUACUCCUUACUACAUCUCUGUUCUAAUGACAGUUUUCACAGGGGAAAAUUCACAGCUUCAGAGGGCUGGAGUCACCUUGAGGGUCUUAAGAAUGAUGAGAAUCUUUUGGGUGAUUAAACUGGCCCGUCAUUUCAUUGGCCUUCAAACACUUGGUCUGACUCUGAAGCGUUGUUACAGAGAGAUGGUGAUGCUACUUGUCUUUAUCUGUGUUGCUAUGGCAAUUUUCAGUGCACUUUCACAGCUUCUUGAAAAUGGGCUGGACUUGGGAACAAAGAAUAAGGAUUAUGCCAGCAUUCCUGCUGCUUGUUGGUGGGUGAUCAUCUCGAUGACCACAGUUGGUUACGGUGACAUGUGUCCCAUCACUGUACCAGGAAGGAUUCUUGGAGGAAUUUGUGUGGUUAGUGGCAUCGUUUUAUUAGCCCUGCCAAUCACUUUCAUUUAUCACAGCUUUGUGCAAUGCUACCAUGAGCUCAAGUUCCGAUCUGCUAGGUACAGUAGAAGCCUCUCGGCUGAAUUCUUAAAUUGACCCAACUUGCAUUCUGUUGUACUCACUUGCUAAGCUUUGUCUUAGAAGAGAACGGUGGAAGGUCCCUUCGCGUGUCCUCCUUGACUGGAUGGUCCUGUGGAACAACAUUCUCACCAGCCCGAAGAAAGCCCGUCACCAUUCAGACAGGAAGGAUGUCCAUCUGCCUUGAGCACCUUGCAAGGAGAGGGAGUGAUGUUUCAAAUUGGAGAGAACAAAAUUAACCAAAGAGGAUUCAGAAGUCCUCAACCAGACCAGUUUGGUGUUCAGUUUGCCUUCCCACAAAAAAAGCAGAACAAAAAAUGGGCGUAACACUGAGAUGUCAUUCCUGUAAUUAUGUCCUAAACCAUUCUAAGCAAUGUGUAGCAGAAGUUUUUCAAAUAUUCCAAUAUCUAAAUGCCUCACAGGGGCAUUGAUAGCUUCUUGCCUGAAGUAUGUCCACUCUUAACUCAGAUAACCAAAUUAUAUGCUGAAGGAGAAUCACUGCUACUUUUGUGCUUUGCAACGAAGUAGAGCUGGUUGUGUGACUCAGGAAAGAUAAAGAAUAUAGGUCUGUAGGACAAAAAGAACCUUGAGGCCUGAUUCUGACCUUUGAGGAAGCACACAAAUCUUCUGUAAACCCAGUGAAGUCAGUGGCAUUUCUCUGAAUUUGAGAGUUCACAAAGAAGUGCAAGAAGUGAACCUCCAAAUGUUGUAAGCAAGGACUUCUUUAGGUAUCAAUUAAUUUCUUCUCUGGAACCAAACUGUAAGUGGAAGCAAGCAUUGCAUUUUACAAAGAUCAGCAUAAGAAAUCAGGGAUUGAUAGAUAUAUAUUUCCUGGUAGGUUAGUGGGGGAGCUCUUCAAAUUUUAUAUACAUUCAGCUCAACUCCAUCCACCUGAAGUUACAUUCUCAUAAGCACAGAUUGUCCCUCCCUGAACUCCUCCCUGCCCCACAUAUCUUAAACAUAGGUAUCAUAGUGAGAGUUCUCUUAAGACAAAUUGUAAGAUUUCAUCAUUUGAAAUGGCCUGGAGCAAGCACUGGAAAACAAGAGUACCUGCUCCCUGUCAGAUGGGACUCUUCAUCAUCUUAAAUUCUCCAGUCCUUACUGAAGGAUAUACCUCAAUGGAAGUUUUAAAAACAACUGUAAAAAGUCCAGAGCAUACCAAAGAAAGUAAAAUAUAGAAGUGUGAGUUGCACUUGGCAAAAUGGUGUAUUCUCCAACGUUACUAGAAAAUGAAAACGAAUCAAGUCAGGUUCUGAAAUAUAGUUCACUACAUUUCUUGUGUAGUACUGCUUAAUAGCAUUGUUCAGUAUAAUUCUGAAAGGCUGCUAUAUAGAAAUGUGCAGUUAGAUACUAAAACACGUCAAGGUACAGCUUUAUAAAUUUGGGUACCAAUAAACAUCAACAGGGAGCUUUCAUGCUAACAUGAAAGUUCAGAGUCAUCAGCACAGCUGGAAUUUGUGUGCUUGCCUGAAAAUACUGCAUUUACUCUUACUGUGCUGUAGAGGCAUCUUUUAUCUUUUAUAUAUGUAACUGUGAAAGGCUUUAGAAGUGAAAUGAAUACCACCUAGAAAACACAUCCCUGAUAUUGCUCACUCAAAUAAACCUGCCACAUCUGUAACCAGUAUAUUGAAAGUUCUUCCCUGAGACCUCAAAGAGUCAUUAUUAUUUUAAAUAGUCUUAGUCUUAAGUAGUCUUUAAGAAAUACAUUGCAAUCACAGUUUUUCUGAAGACCUGGAAAGAAUUUUAGUAGCCUUCUUACAGACAAGCUUGACUUUCCCUUCAAGACUCCAUUGUUGAGUGCUGUUACAGCCAUCAACCUCUGUUUCUUGCCACUAGUAUGUUUAAAGGUUAGCUCUGUACUUCCCUACACUAUUAUAUAUUUAUGCCUUUUCUAUCAAAAUCAUGUUGCUCAGAAACCUGCUCCAGCAUUCCACAGAGAGGUGAAUAUGAGAUCAGCAAAAUUUCUUUCUUAAGUGAGAUUCACAGCUGAUGUUAGUUAGGCAAGUUGUGACUUCAGAGACACUUAGAUGUUUUACAGCCGUGGAGCUGCUGGCUCUGUAUUCCUGCAUGUGUACCUAUAUAUAUCCUGCAUAUAUUAUAUAUUAUAGUCAGUUGAAAUGUUUGGGGUUUUUUUAUUCCUCACAAAAAAUUUCCUUGAAAAAAUUAAAAUUACAGACUUUAAUCCAAACAUAGACAUUGAAGAAAAUGACAUUUCCAUCUUCUAAUGAAAAGUUAUUUUGACAAUAUCAAAACCAUUUAUAAGUAUAAAACUGCUUUUUUUUUUCUAUUUUGCUCCAAUUUUUAAAUUCUUUUAAAUUUAUUUUUUUAGCUAAAAUAGGUUAAAGACCCCACCUAAGAACUUAGCCCUACAGAUUUUCAUGUGCAGUUUUGAAUGCUUGGGAAAAAUACUGUUUGUCACAGAACCUCUUAAAACUUACUUUGUCUUUUGUCUAUGUAUUUUAUUUAAUCAAACCAAUACUCUAAGAUACAACCCUCCUCCACAAAACACCCAAACCAUCAUCAUGAUGACAACAGCCUAAAAUCCAUACAGAAUGUGAAUAUAAAGUAUGUUGCAAUCUUGAUUUCGAGACAAAAUAAAAUGUGUUUCAGCACAACCUAUAAAUCUAAUCUUUAGAUGCCUGUACAAAUGAAAAACAUAAAUUAAUGCACAUAAUAACUUGUGAAUACCAAUUUGCACCAUGAAUCAUUUUUGCAUAAGCAAUUAAGGACAGGAAGUUUUCAACGAUCCAGGCUAUAUAUGGUAUACAAACAAAAUGUUUCAUCCUUUAUGAAGUGGUUUUUAGAUGAAGAAUCCUUUCCCAGUGUAAAAAACAUAAAUCUAAUGAAAAUAACUGUGUAAAGGAGUAAGUCUGUAGAAAUUAUCUUAAGUCAUUCUAUGAUUUUUUGAACAGUUUGUGUUCAAUUUUUAUAUGGCAAAAUGUGAAAAGAAUGACCUAAUGUUCUUUUUUAAUUUGAGUUAUAAUAAAAUAUUUUCAAACUGCUGUAUAUAAGCCCACAAAGGAGAGAUCCUGCAGUGGGUUUUUUGGUGUUUGUUUGUUUGUGGGUUUUUUGGGUUAGUUUUUUUUUCUUUCUCUUUUUAUUGUUGUAUGGUUAUCAGUGUGUAGACUUUAUUUUCCUUACAAACCAAGUUGAAAUAAAGUAAUCUUCAUGGUAGCCUUAAAUCAGAAUUUUAUAGGGUAAUUAGGAUGCCUGACUUCUAGUAAUGUAUGUAAUCUUAUUUUCAACAGACCAGUGGUUUUUUAGUGAAACUUUACAAAAUAUUAAUUAUAUGUGAAGUCAAAAAUAAGCAUAUUUUAAAACAGUUGAAAUUGUUUUAUAGAAUUUUCUGGAAACUGUGUUUAUGCAGACAUGGGGUGCCGCACUCUAUUUCAAAGUGCAGCAUUUCAAAGCCAAAAGCCAAGUGAAGGCAAGCUGGCUCAUCUCUAAUCUCUCUAUGUUUGAACCCUAUACAACAAAAGACUUGAUGGGCAGUUUCUCUUGGAAACAUUCACAAAUUAGAUGAAACACAAAUAUAAUGAAACUGGAGAAAAAUGAAGACAGCUUGUACAAUUGUGAUCAAGCAUUUUGGUUCAUCUAAAAUGGAAACCAAUAUCAAUGACUUCUGAACUGCCAAGGUUAAUCAUACAUUAAAUACUAGGUUCAAAGCCCAGGACUGAUUUAUUGGAAACUAUAUAUUGGCUGUAAUCCUUCAAGGUACUGUGUGUCACUUAAAAGUACUUGAUCGUUAAUGAAGUCCCUGAAAUGGAAAGCUCUCUAGGGUAUUCUCCUUAUAAAGUUCUACAUGAACCAUCAUCCCAAAUAUCACAGUGAAUGGAAGAUUAUCCUUUCCCUUGAUGUAAAGCUUGAAAACAAUAUUGUCUUGAUGAAUACCCACCAAAAUAAAAAUUAGUUUGGUUGACUGAUGAUAUUAAACAGUCUUAUCAGCAUAGGGAUGAGCCAUAUAAAAAUGUGAUAUUAAUUUAUAUUGUACAGUGGGUUAAACUGGUGUGCAUAGCAGCAAGUUUGAGAAAGAUUAAAAUCCUGAUGAUGUAAGGUUCCUAUCUUGAUAUCCAUGAAUUUAAAAGAAAAGGCACAGCUUUUUCAAAUAAUGUAUGCAAUUCAUGCCUGUAAAGGAAUUGAUGUUCCUAUUCCAAAGUAAAACUGAAGUCCUUAUGGGUUCAAAACACUUGUCUCUCCCCUUUUGGGUAACAACUACAAAAAUCUUAUCAGAUCUGAACACGUUCCAGGAAGUGGACAUAGGCACACACCAGCCAGCUCAAUGCAGCAGCCAGACCCUGUCAGUUUCUUGGGAACCAGCACAACGAAUAAGGUCUGCUGUGCUCUGAAAAUUAUCUCACCUAAGAGGUUCAGGAUUACUCAAAGUUUUUAGAAUUAAUAUUUCAGAUGAGCUACUAAGGAGACACUUGCUGGAAAGUUAAAUAAGUUAUGCAUAGCAAAAAAAGAUACUGCUUUAUAAAAAAAGUUUUCACUGAAUUUAAAAAAAGGAAACUGGCUCUUAUUUUCUGUUCUUUUUGUAAAAGCAAAUAUGCAGGUCAGGAUAUGUGAUGAUAAUUAAAAUUGCUACAUGAAGCAGAUACCUGUUUAAAAUAUAGAGACUUAGUGUGAAAAGUCUUCUAGCUUUGCUAGAGCUGUAACAGCUUCCAGUAGCUGAAAAGCUGCCCCAGCCCACAUGGAGGAAAACAAAACACCGGUUUCACUGUAAAAAAGUGCAACACAAAUUAGGGAGUGUGUUUCAGACAACAGACAGGUUAAGCAUCAACAAGCUGCAGUGAGCAAUCAAGACUGACAAUCUGCUUGACAACAAAUGUUAAGAGCCACAGAAGAAGAAAAAUAUAAAUCUUUGGUCAAACUAAUAAAAUACAAAUGUUUGCAACUA